This is a messenger RNA of Anopheles gambiae (African malaria mosquito), 3912 nucleotides long. RefSeq lists its product as uncharacterized. The transcript has 3 exons. Bases 80 to 808 code for a protein of 242 amino acids. The record is from RefSeq and is a predicted model, not a curated record. NCBI's taxonomy places the organism in Eukaryota, Metazoa, Arthropoda, Insecta, Diptera, Culicidae.
UGAAAAACGCCUCGCAUCGAUCGUAGUAGACAGUGACGGUUGACAAAGAAGAAAGCCGUUUCAGUACUAAAAGCGAAACAUGGUAAGCAAAAUGUUGACCAUUGGCAAGGUUAAGAGCGAGUACACACUCACCGGACCGAGGUCGAAUCGAUCAGGCACCGCCAGUCCGGUGAGCCCCCGGGAAACACGGAUCCCGGUGGCAAAGGCUACCGCAUCGCCAGUGACUGUGUUUCAAACGAAAAAAUGCCUUCCACGAAGGAAGCUACACGUCGGUGAUGCCAAGUCGCAGCUCGGAUUCGGAAGUCCAGCCGGCAAGGUGAAGGACAUCAAGUAUGAAGAUGAGCCCGACAACCGCAACACUGACUGCCGGUGCGAUCCGGAGCUGAAGGGUGACGCUACACUGCAUCCCAACUGCACGUUCGUGAAUGUUUGCAGCGAGCAUUUGCGGAAUGGUUCGCGGCGCAGAUGGCAUGUCGGAUCACAGUGUGCGGCUGUUGGGCGAUCGAUCGCAUUGAUUGUGGUAGUAGUGGCGGUGAUCGUUGUGCUGUGCAAUGUUAACGUUCACACGAUAUACUGGUUUUUGAGGCAGCAUUGGGAGCGAACGGAAGAGGAUGAGUUCGAGGAAGCCACCAUGUACUACGAGGAGCCGGAAGACGAUUCAUCGGAAAACGAACUAAUUGAGCUGAAUCCGAAAAUGUUCGGCCUAACGGAGAGUAAGCACAACCUCAGCUUACUCGAGCUGUUGGCAAUGACGCUGGAGCGUUUUUUCGGUUGGAUUGGCAGUAUUUUACUACCGAUUGAUGAGUGAGCUAUUGAUCGUGGUUGUUGGGUUGGUUGAAAAUGUAGUGAAGAAGUACCAUCAUCAUCAUCCAAUAUCAAGUAUGUUAAACCUCAUCAUUAUUGGCUUAUAAUUUUUCAAGCAAACGUUUCGCAGUGUGCAAUAAUCAUAAUGUGAGAGCAAACGUUCGGAACGACUGUACUCAAAUCAAUGCUGCUUGCCGCGUAGACAUUUCCGCUCCCCACUUCUCAAUGACCUUCUGCAGUAAUGGCCUCAACUAUAAAUAUGGCCCGCGGUUGGUUGCCCGUUUGUUACUUCCCGUGUUGGUAUCGAUCGGGUUGGAUUUGUUUACCGCAAAGUCCAUCAGCAUAACAAGCGAGCCACAUCAAACCAGCCGAGCAAAAGUGGUUCAUGUGGCAGCAGUGCCAGAGUGAGCUCAAUGUGUACUAAAUCAAUAAGACCUUUCGAGUGAUUAUUUCUGAUUAGUGCAAUAACGCUAGUUGCUGUGGUAAGCGCGCUGUGGUUCCAUGAAGGAUUGACUGUGUUCUUCUUUGUCUGUUUGGUGGUCUCAAACCCAUUUUGUAUCGCCACGAGAAGAAACUGUCAUCCUCCCGGGCGAGCUAAGCAUAAUUGUAGUCCUUCGGGGCAUUCCAAAACCCACCCGAUGACACGCCAAAUCAAAGGUGGCAAGGUGGGUGCUGUGGUGGGCAAAUUUUGCUCAUCCAUCUUUGCCCUGUGGUGUCCCACCCGGUGGGAGCGAUGUUCUGUGCCGCAUCACAAUCAAUCGAUCCAAGCGGGAGGAGGGCAUAAAAACGGCCCACCAAAUCCCUCGGGUAGAGGGGGUAGAGCACAUCGUGCACAUUGUUCAGACAUGCACAGCCAAUUUGCAAUCGAUAUCCGGUGACCGGGCGGUCCCGGUUCGUUUGUUCGUUUGUUCCGGUUAGCAUUUUCGCCAAUGCGGUCAUCCUCCGGUACGUCGGGUGUGGUCGGGAAAAGACGCACAGGGACAGUACAUGUUGGUCUACCGUUGCCCAUCUGUAGCGGUUGUAGUGGCCUUUCCACACAAGCUUUCCACCGCUAAUCCGAUUGUCUUGUUUCCCCCGUGCCGCAGCGAGCAGCGGUGGAAGACUUAAAGCGCGGCUGCCGAUGGCGAAAGAUUUAAGCGUCCGUCCACUGUGUGCGACUGGUGAAGCACCAGGGCAAACAUGAAUGUAAAUUGAAUCUGAAUAAUUGAUAUCGUCUUAUUGUCACUUGGCACACUUCCUGUUGUGCAGUGGGUCGAGAGGCGCUUUUUUUCUUCUUGUUAUUUUGUUCGUCCUGGUCCUAUUGCAAGUAAACGACCACUGCCACCACUUGGACAUUGUAAAGCUGUUAGACAGUGUGGUCUGAGUGGUUUUUGUCUCGUUUGGUGUGUUUCGUUGUGAGUUUUCCCCAGUUUCUUGGCAAACCAAAAUCGAUAGCGUGUUGCCAGCUUGCUUGUGCCUUUGGGUCAAGCAGAUUUCUGUCAGUCUCUCCGGCUGCAGCAUGACAGGAUCCUUCUCAGCAACAGACGCCACAGAAAUGAGGUUAAACGAAACAGGCGAAUUUAAAGAAGAUGUCGCGUGUGCGGUUGGUCGUCUGUUGUAAAAAUCAAUAUCAGUGCUUUUAGUUGGAUUAAAGAUGAGCUCUGUAAAAUGUCUUACACUGCCCCAAACUACCCUCCAGCAUUCUUCCGAGUAAAUCCGGAAGGCAACAAACACACACACAAAGAUACGACCGCGAAUGUUGAUGUUACAUCUGCUCUGCCAAUGCGUCGUCGUUGUCGACUUCGCGCUGUAUCUGACACAAUUCCGAUACACCGAAUUGUGCCGAGUUUCCGCCCGCUAGAACCGGGCUGGUGCUAUUUUUAUGGCGCUCUCUCUCUCUCUGUAUUAAACCGCCACAGGGCAACAAACGGUCGCUUACAAUUACUCGAUGCUCGAAACAGGAAAGUGGGUGGUUUGUUUUGUUUUUUGGGAACGUUGCGUUGAAGAGGGGGGUAGAGGAGGCAGUUGAGGUUGGGGAAAAGGUGUUAAACCGACGCUGUUUUAGAUUUGCUGCUGCUGCUUUUUUUUUGGCGGAGGCGGAGGAUGAUGGUGGUGAUGAUGGUAAUGUGCUGAUUAAGCAGUAGGCGAGAGGAGAUAAAUUAACGUCGUGCAAGAAGAGGCAACACACUUUUUGGGGUUAGCUAAUCGGAGCGCGGUGAUGGCUUAUAGUGGGUAGAAUGGUCGUAUUUGGAUGCGAUGGGAGGAAUGAAUCAGUAAUCAAUGGCUUUUCUGUGUUUCCAUAAUUAGGUGAGCAUAGAGAAGAGAAGUGGAUGUUGAUGUCACACACAUGAUUUGAUAAUUAAGCUUAGUUGGGAUAACAACUGCUUAAAGAUAAGUGUAAAAACGCACCCUAAAGAGAUCAAGAUAAUGCCGUCAUUAGGCUGUUUUUAUUGAAUCCAUUUUAAUGCUCUUAAUGCUUGAUUUUUAUAGUUUUUUUCGCGGAUGCAAUUACAUUCCAAUACUUUUAAAUAUUAUCUCUGUACGUUUCCCGUCUUCCUACCUGUUGCUUUCCCUUCCUUCUUUAUCUAUUCACUAAUUAAACUCCCAUUGUGUAUCGACUUUUCACUUGGUUUUGUAUUUUUGUAUGCAACUCUCCUACCCAAAACCGGAAGCUAUGCGCCACCGGAAACGAACGAUCCGCAAACAAUGGCAAAAAUUAGUUCACCGAACCACAACAUAAUCGACGGCUGCUAGGUAGGCUGCACAUCGGGAGUCACAUACACACACAUACAAAGUGGAAAACUGUCAUAGUAGGCGAGCUUUGGUCAUAGAGACACCCAAUUGGGCACGUGUCCCUACCACCACAGUUGUUUCGUGUUGUUUGUUUGUUGUGGGAUGGAAGGGAAAGGAUGGGAUGCUGUUUUUAAUUCUUUUCGGGUUAUUGUGGAGCUUCCUGUGACGUUGCUUUGGGGUUGUAUGCUUUGGAUAAGGUUUGAACAAUUGAAUACAGCGUGACAGCGUUCGAGCGGGAAGCGUUCACGGGAACGGAACCCGUGACAAUUGGUGGCAAUUAAAUAAAAUUCAAUUGAAAGAGUUUAAUUUAAUUUAGUGUUGCUUCCUGAGGGUGGG